This is a messenger RNA of Solanum pennellii, 4238 nucleotides long. RefSeq lists its product as uncharacterized. The record is from RefSeq and is a predicted model, not a curated record. The transcript has 12 exons. Lineage: Eukaryota; Viridiplantae; Streptophyta; Magnoliopsida; Solanales; Solanaceae. Bases 176 to 3844 code for a protein of 1222 amino acids.
AAUGUAAAUUCGAGUAAGAGAACCAUGGGCCCACGUUAAAAAACAAAACCGGUAAACCCAAAUUAGUGAAUUUCGUCGACGGCUCCCCCUUUCGCUGGGUAUUCUCUGUAUCUCAAGUUCCGAUUCCUUCUUCCGACAAUUCCACUCGCCACUUACCAUUCAGGACCCGAACGUAAUGUAUGGAGGUUCCGGGAAGCUAGGCCGUGGCGGCGGAGGCGCCGGCCGUGGCGGCGGCGUCGGGAAGCGCAAUAUGCAGUCACCGUUCCAACCACCGCCUUUCCACAGGGCAUCUCCUUCGCCUGCAGGUAGGCUUCCAGUUGGUAGUGGAGCUGCGGCACCGCGCAACCGCAAUAUGGCCUCCGGUCCUACCUCCUCUGCUCCCUCGAAUGGAGUUGAGGAGACUUUUAGCCUCGUUACUGGAAAUCGUUUGAAUUAUGCUAUGAUUAUUCGGCUGGCGCCAGACCUAGUGGAGGAGAUCAAGCGACUGGAAACUGAGGGCGGUGCAGCCAGGAUCAAGUUUGAUGCCAAUGCUAAUUCCGAUGGAAAUGUCAUUAAUGUUGGUAGAAAAGACUUCAGAUUCACAUGUUCGCGUGAACCGGGAGAUCUAUGUGAUAUUUAUGAAGAACGUCAAAGUGGUGAAGAUGGAAAUGGUUUGCUUGUCGAGUCAGGUGGUGCUUGGCGAAAAUUAAAUGUGCAACGUGUUCUGGAUGAAUCAUUUACAAACCAUGUUAAAAUGCGGACAGAAGAAGCUGAGAAGAAGCUUAAAUCACGAAAAGCCAUUGUUUUGGACCAUGCCAAUCCAUCUAUGAAGGGUCAGCCGAGGGCAAUAGCUACAAUUGAAGCUAAUCCACGGAAGAUGAAUUUCAAGCAAAAGAAAGAGCCUCUUUUGAAAAAACGGAAGGCAGAGCCACCUCCAGGGGGAUCUUACGGAUCUGCCUACAAAUCUGGCUUGUCUUUAACAACAAAUUCAAAGGGAAAGCCUUCUGCUUCUCCUUUAUCAUCUCCACCUGAACCAUCUGGUGCUCCAGCAUCUCCAUUUGGCAAUGUCAAUCUCUUGAAGGGCCAAAUUGUUGUGGACGAUAUGAUACCCACUCAAACAAUAACUAAAGCUACUAGCUCUGACAAAGAAAUUCCUGGCAAGGGGAUCACAAGUUCUGUACAAGAUAAAGUAGGACGUAAAAGUCAUACAGGCACAACGUCUACUGAUCUGCGUAGCAUGUUGAUUUCUCUACUUAUAGAGAACCAGUCCAAGGGGAUUAGUCUUAAGGCACUGGAAAAAGCUGUUGGAGACAAGCUCCCGAACUCAGCCAAACAAAUUGAGCCCAUUAUAAAAAAGAUUGCGAUAUACCAAGCUCCAGGAAGAUACUUCUUGAAACCGGAAGUGGAUAUAGAAAGUUUCCCGAAACCUGCCCUUGAAUGUGGAAGUUCUCCUGAAGAUCAUUGUCAGCCAUCAUCUGCCCCUCAUAAAUUUGAUCAACUACCUGCUCCGCAGCCAGUCUUAUUUCCAAAAACUGAUAGUGGUGAGUUGGAAGAGGGGGCAGUGAGUGAUUCUAAACCUCAAGAAGCAUCUGAUGCCAUUGAAAACAUUGAUAUCCUCCAUCUUUCACCUGAUCGAAGUGAAGGGCAGGCUAAUAGUUCUAGCUCUAGCUCUAGUGAUAGUGAGAGCAGUGAUAGUGGAAGCGAUAGUGGAAGUCAGAGUAGAAGCCGAAGUAAAAGCGUGGCCAGUGGGAGUAGCAGUGACAGUGAAAGUGAUGCUUCUUCUAACAGUAAGGAGGCAUCUGAUGAGGAUGUUGAUAUCAUGAGUGAUGAUGACAAAGAGACAAAUCAUAAACUGCAAGCUUCUGAACAGCUUCAAUGUGGAACUUUGGACUUUGAGCCAGGUCAAUUUGAGGUGGGUGAGAUUGAAGAUCUUAAUGUAGCUGAUAUUGUGGAUAUUGAGAAGGACUUGCCUGACGGUGGCCAAGUAGCUGAAAUGGAUGUUAUUCCUGACUUAGGUCCUACUAGAGAUGAUGAAAAAUCUGUUCAAGAGAUCAGACCUUUGUCAGCUGAUUGGCAUGCGCAUAAACAACGUGAGGUCCAAAUGGGCAAGCUUCCUCGUGAUGCAGAAAAUGUUAGUUACCAAAACCAUUCUAGUGAAAUUGGAAGCAUUGACAAGGAUAGCUUCAGGGAUGAGCUGUCUAAUAGCGUCCAAAAAUCUCAAAAAAGUAAAAAUAAAAGAGUGCGUGAUGAAAAACACUCAGUUGAUAAAGGUGACAAGCAUAAGAGAGUAAAAACUCAAAAUCCUAUUCAGCAACAAAGUUCUGGGGGUAGGAACUCUACUUUUGUGGAGAGUUCACACUUAUCUCCUGAUAAGCCUUUAGAAGGGCCUUAUCAGGGCCUUCAUAUGCAGAUGGAAGACAGAACUUCCAGAGAUGCUGCUGGAGAUUUUGGUUCACAAAACAAUCAGGCCAUGUCUCGAAAGUCUGCUUCUGAAUUUUUGCAGCCAGACCGAAGAUCUGUUGAUUUCUCUGCAAGGGGCAAAACUCCCACUGGUUCUGAGAGGCCAAUUAAACAAGGUGAAAGCUCAGGGCAUACUGCUAAGUACACUGAAAGAAGCCUUCAAAUGAAUGAAGGAUUCCCCUUACAGAGAGACAAGGUUAGUAAAUAUGCUCAAGAUGAAUACGGCAUUGUUAGUGAUAAAAGGGAAAGAAAAAGUCUGAAAGAUGGUGUUGGGGACCAGCAUAGAACAUCAGUUGAUUCAAACCUAAAUAAGUAUGAUAGCCCGCUGCCAGGAAAUUCUCCAAAGGAUAUUAUGGGUAAUAUGGGGAAAUCUUCUUUCAUUAAUGGGCGUGGGCACAUGCUUCAUAGAGAGCUCUCAGACUUGGAGUUGGGAGAACUUCGGGAGCCUCCAACACAGGAAACAGUUGGUUUGAAAAAGCAGGUUGAGAGGAAAAAUUCAUUUAAAGGAGAGAAUAGACCAUCAAGUUCAGAUUAUUGGAAUUUUGAGUCGAGUAAAGGAAGAACUGUUGAUAAGACUGUUGCAGACUUUAGAAGAUCAUCUCCUCUCCAGUUGAGCUCUGUGCAUUCUGGCACUCCGGAUGGCUUAUCUAAGAGGAGGACCCCUGAAUGGCACACUGAGGAUUUAUCAAGAUCUCACCAAAAGGUUGCACAACCUCAGCCUCAACAGCACCGUCCUAGAAUUUAUCAGAACGAUAUUGGGUCCCAGUAUAAUCAACCAGUGGACGUGCAUAGUAGUAGGCAAAUUGAAGAAGAAGGGAGCUUAGGGACUGGUCAGGAGGUCCAUGCAGACAACCGCAGAAAAUCGUCUGGUGGUGCACGAGAACAACAUGAUCUAAAACAGAGUGUACUUCCUCCAUCGGUCAAGCAGAACAAGGGGCAAAAGUCCAGUUUGGCUGCCGAGAUCAAUGAUAGGCAUAAGGAUGCUUCUUUGCUGGGGAGCUGUGAAGGUCAUCAAAGGAUGCAAGAGUGUUCUCCUGAUGAGAUGAGUUCAUACUCCAAGUAUGAAAAGGAGGAACCAGAACUGAAAGGACCAAUAGAGAAUUUUGCCCAGUAUGAAGAGUAUGUACAGGAGUAUCGGGAAAAGUAUGAUAGUUAUUGCUCAAUAAACAAAAUAUUGGAGUCCUACAGGAAUGAGUUCAUUAAACUCGGGAAGGAGCUUGAUGUUUCUAAAGGAAGAGACACAAAAAGAUUCUCUGACAUGUUGGGACAGUUAAAAGAUUCUUAUCGCAAAUGUGGACCAAGACAUGUAAGAUUGAAGAAAAUAUUUAUUGUGCUUCAUGAGGAAUUGAAGCAUUUGAAGCAGAUGAUCAAAGACUUUGCUGUUUCAUAUGCCAGAGACCGGUAACCAGAAAGAUUGACUUCUAAGUUCUAGCUCAUCUUUCCUCUGUUGGGAACCAGAGUGCUCAGGAAUUGUAGUUUGCUGGAGAAGCCAGCAGAAAAUGCAACGCAAACAGGGUGAAGCUUGUUACUAGAAGAUUUGGAGUCACAGUUUCCUGGGCGUAAAUAGACUUGUAGAGUGCCUAAUUUUGGUUUCCCUUUUUCCAUUCUUUAGAGGGGAUUGUUGCCCAGUACAUUUUUGUGUAAAUCUUUUUUCGAAGUGUUGACUUGUGAUUGUAUAAUCGCCCCAAGGGCAAGUUCUCCAUAGUUUUGUCUUCAUAGUGAUGUUCAUGAUCCUUUACCAAAUUUUGAUACAAACUAUUGUGCAUAAUAAACGAAAAUGUUCCGUCUUGCUUUUCAUA